Perca fluviatilis (European perch) is the source of this 4047-nucleotide messenger RNA. It is a transcript of the gene letm2, whose product is annotated as leucine zipper-EF-hand containing transmembrane protein 2. Bases 278 to 1816 code for a protein of 512 amino acids. Gene Ontology annotation, cellular component: mitochondrial inner membrane. The record is from RefSeq and is a predicted model, not a curated record. The transcript has 11 exons. Lineage: Eukaryota; Metazoa; Chordata; Actinopteri; Perciformes; Percidae. Gene Ontology annotation, molecular function: ribosome binding. Gene Ontology annotation, biological process: intracellular monoatomic cation homeostasis.
UGUACAGUACGACCUUUCAGUGCAGCUGCCUGGGAAGGCUGCGCAUGCCGAGCGGACGACGAGGAGCUGAAAUACGACGACUUAAAAGUAUAAACCCACCGUUAAUGGGUUUAUUAUCACACCAGCCGUUGCUUUCGUCGCUCCCGUUUACCUCGACCGAUUGUUGUGAAUGGAUUAUAUUAUUCACGUCUCACCGAGAAGCCUUACAACGCCCAGUCAGCAGCGGCAGCCAUAGCUCCGUCAUUGACGCUGGAGAAUACUAUCAUCUGUCUCUACAAUGGCCGUCUUUAGUCACCAGGUACUCCUUGCAGUAACAAGAUCAAGGGGAUCAUACUUAUUAUCCAAGAGGCACAGCUGCUCCUCUCUGUCUUCCAAAGCCUAUCUCCACAUAGACCCUUCUCGCCAGGUCUCAUCCUUCACACUCAGGCACUCCCGCUACGGCUCCUCCCACGGUUACCGAGACCACGCCCUCGGCAGUGGCCACAACUCCGCCCUGCUCGCCCGCUCUCUACACAGCUCAGGUGUUUGGCUCCAAGACAUAAAGCAGGAGGACACUAAAACUUCACCAGCUGCUGCCCAGGAUGCUUCUCCAGGAGCUAAAAAGGACUCUGUGGCCGCUGCACCCCAGUCCCCACCUCCAUCAGUUCCCACUCCACCGCCCGCCGCCACUACAACGGCUGCCGUCCCUCCGGUGAAGGAGAGGGCAGUCGUGAAAAAGGCUCUGUAUCAGAGGAUUGUGGAUGAGUUGAAGCAUUACUACAAUGGCUUCCGGUUACUCGGCAUCGAUAUUAAGAUUGCAGGCAGGAUGGUGUGGAGGCUGCUGCACGGACAACUGCUCACACGCAGGGAGAGGAGAAGGCUGAUGAGGACCUGCGCUGACCUGUUUCGUCUGGUGCCCUUCACAGUGUUUAUCAUCGUUCCUUUCAUGGAGUUCCUUCUUCCUGUCUUCCUAAAACUCUUCCCAGAGAUGUUGCCCUCUACCUUUGAGACAGAAACCAAAAAGGAGGAGAAGCAGAAGAAAGGUCUGGCAGCGAAGUUGGAGCUGGCCAAGUUUCUCCAAGAGACAAUCGCUGAGAUGGCUCGAAGGAAUAAAGCAAAAGCUCAAACAGAAGAUGAGACACAGCGCUUCUCCACAUAUGUUCAGAAGGUUCGGGGCACAGGCGAGCAGCCCACCACCAAGGACAUUGUCCGGUUUUCGAAGCUGUUUGAGGACGAGCUGACGCUGGAGCACCUGGAGCGCCCCCAGCUGGUGGCUCUGUGUAAACUGUUGGAGCUGCAGCCCAUCGGCACUAACAACUUGCUGCGUUUUCAGCUGAUGAUGCAACUCAGAACCAUCAAGUCAGACGAUGAGAUGAUUGCAGCAGAGGGUGUGGCAGCUAUGAGCGUGUCAGAAUUACAGGCAGCGUGUCGCAGUCGUGGGAUGAGGUCUCUGGGUCUCACCACCGACCAGCUACAUCAGCAGAUGCAGCAGUGGCUGGACCUGCACCUGAAGGAGAAUGUUCCUCCAUCGCUGCUGCUGCUCUCCAGAGCCAUGUACCUGACUGACCUCAAACCAAAAGCUCCAGUCAUCCCGCCUGUUCCCAAACUAGAGAAAGCUACUCCGCCUCCAGUGGAGAAUACAGGAACAAACACGACCUUAGUCAGCACUGACAUGUUGGCGGACCCUGCUCUCAUCAUCAAAGAUAGACCGGUGGAAGAGAUAAGAGACAAGGCUCCUAUAGUGUCGGACAAACCUCUGACUCCUGCUGAAGUCCUUCAGGCUAAAGCAGCAACAGAGGUGUCCCAGAAGAGCAAGAUGAGUGCCAACGGUGUGUAAAGUGGAGCAGGAGCCUCUGGACUGAAGGGAGGAUGGACUCAGCUCUGUGUCUUUGGGGGGUGAGAUGGAUGACGGGGGUGUAUGCACUGGCUCCAUUCAGCAUCGUGUCUGACAUGUUGAUGAGACGACUCAUCUAGGAGUCCUGUUCCCUACUUGUCCGUCUCUCUGUUAACACCCUGAAAAGUUCUGUUGCCUCUUCUACUUCGUCUCAGCAGCUUUAAACCCUCUGCUGUCACAUUGGUGCACUCCAUUCUCUGUCACUCUCCAUUCGAGCUGGACAAACCAGACUGACAUUUCACUGGACUGGCAGACCAUUGAUGGUGUGAUUACUUUGACCUAAUGUCCUGGAUGCGCGCCCAAACCACCCAACAGCAGAGCCUGGUCAACUGUCUGUUUGAUGGUGUCUCCUUACAGUCUAGAUGGUCUCCUUCUCCUCCUCCUGUACAUUUGUAAAUAUCCUGUAUAUUUCGGUCUCUGUCUUACAUCGCAGCAGCAGCGGCAGCAGCUUUGUAGAUUUUGCUAUGCAAAAAAAGUCUCUUGAAAAUGUUUUUCUCUCUUGGCAGUUUCAGUUUGUAUUAUUUGGAAACCUUUUUCGCUCCUCUUCAGGAUAUAAGAGAAGUCAUCCUUUUUCCAGACAUAUGUUGCUGAACGUUUUGGCUCAGUAGCUGUCCCACCUUCAUCUUUGUUCAGUAAGCUGGACCAUACUGAUGUGCUGAAGCAGACGGCACAUUCUGAACCUGCGAUUGAAUAAAAAGCAAAAGGUUCAGUCAAUUUGUCAUGAUCUUAUUUCGUCAGCUGCAGAUUUGGACCGGCCCUGACUCGAAAGAGGGUGACAUUGUGUAGUUGCUUGGUGCUUGCUGCUGCAAUUAGCAAACAAAAGACUGCUAAAUUAUAAGAGAGGUCACUCCUUAAACCCAGAGGUGACUGUGGUAAAGUGCAGUCUGCCGCCACUGGUAAACCACUGAACAGACAAUUUGUAAAAACAAAAAACACAAGGAAUGUGCAGAUUGUAUUUGCAUAAUACAGUGUAUGUAUGAUACCAAUAUUUCUUUAAACUGAAAUGAGAAAAUUGAUGUUAUCCAUUAAAAUAUAUUAUUGAUAUGGGGAAGAAGUGUAGCCACAAAUGAGAUUAAUGUUAUUUUUUUGGUAUUGUGGCCCUAAAAGAGUUAAGAGCAUUAUGAAUAACUAUCUUACUGCAUUAUAUUACCCUAAAAGCUGUAAUUGGAAGGUUUACCACAUAAAUGUGUACUGUGUAAUACAGUGUUGUGUGUUUGACAGUGCUUAUUUUCCAUCCCUCUUUAUACAUUUGACAUUGUUGGAGUAACUUUUUGUCUCCAUACAUUUUACUUUAUUGCUAUUAAUCCACAGGCACAUCCCAGAAGUGGAUGCCAUAAAUAAAAGGAUAUUUUUUAAACAAAAAAGAUAAUGAAUGAUUGAUGAUGCUAAUGAAGAUUUAUAUUAUUGGUUUUACAUUUGUGCCUAAGGUAAAAGGGCGAUUGUGUUUGUGUUUGCAUUUUUCAUCAGAGUACAGAUUUUCUAUAUUGUACCAUUGUCAGUUUUUGAUUGAUCAUCACCUCAGUGUGUUUAAAGCCCCCAGUUGCACCUUUUCUCUUUAGUGGAAUGUCUCCUCCUUUUCCCUUCCCCAUUUGAUCCAAAUAUAAAUCCAAAUGUAUCACCUGUGUUGAUACUGAUGAAAAAGCAAUCACCUUUUCAAUCACCUCUGCACUCGUGGUGCAAAGGGGAUCAAAACCUUUAAAAAAAGAUUUUUCAUCUCUGGUUUGUGCUCCAUAUUUGAAAGAAAUUCCAACACAUUUUGAGUAGAUGUGAAAUGAUUUAUGCAACAUUUAUGGCAUUUAAACAAAAAAUGUAAAUGUAUGUCCCAGUUAUUUGACAGGAUGCAUUCUUUUGCCCACAGAUAUUCCUUCUUGUCCUAAAUUACCUUCCUUGUGUCACUUCUUUCUCUUUUCAUCAGCAUCAUAGUGUGUGUUAACAACAUGAUGCCUGUCUGGAAACUACAACUUACUAUUGCUAUCUCAGAUGGUCUGUUACAUCAAUGCCAUGAUGAUGCGUCCUCUGUCUUUAAGGAUUGUUUCUUUCAGUUAAAAAAUGCACUACUGUCCAAUUACUUCUUCCCCCGAAUAAAAUGUAUGCAUCACUUUAUCAGGGCAUAUGAGUGUCUGGGUGAUGGGGGGGGGGGAUAAUUCACACAAUUAAAAUCAUUAAACCCUUUA